This is a messenger RNA of Asparagus officinalis (garden asparagus), 1982 nucleotides long. RefSeq names its product 3-oxoacyl-[acyl-carrier-protein] synthase I, chloroplastic-like. The record is from RefSeq and is a predicted model, not a curated record. Gene Ontology annotation, molecular function: 3-oxoacyl-[acyl-carrier-protein] synthase activity. The transcript is spliced from 8 exons. Bases 1 to 1614 code for a protein of 537 amino acids. Lineage: Eukaryota; Viridiplantae; Streptophyta; Magnoliopsida; Asparagales; Asparagaceae. Gene Ontology annotation, biological process: fatty acid biosynthetic process.
AUGGAGGGACUAAAAUCCAAAAAGCUAUACAGCCCGUCCCUCCUCCAAAUCGAACUUCACCUGCCAUCGCCCUGUACAUCAUCCAGCCCCCAACAUCCUCCUCCUCGCAUCUCGUCCUCCCAAAAUCUCUCUCUCUCUCUCUCUCCUCACAAGCUGCUCUCCCUAGGGGUUUCUUCUCUAUCACCAUUGCAAUCACCUGCCGCGCUCUCGCUCUCCAUCCCUCCACUCCGCCAGCCCCUGCCCUUUCCCGGCCUGUCCAUUUGCGGGCGGGCACUACAAGACCUCCGCCGACAACCUCCGGCGCUACGCGCCCUGCUUCACGCCUCCGUCGCCGCCGGCCGCCCCAAGCGCGAAACCGAUCCAAAGAAGCGAGUCGUCAUCACCGGAAUGGGACUCGUCUCCGUGUUCGGCAAUGAAGUCGACGAGUUCUACGAGAAGCUUCUCGAAGGCGAGAGCGGGAUCGGACCUAUUGAUAGGUUCGAUGCGUCGAAGCUUCCGACGAGAUUCGCCGGCCAAAUCCGAGGGUUUAGCUCCGAGGGGUACAUUGAUGGGAAGAAUGAUCGGAGGUUGGAUGAUUGUUUGAGGUACUGUCUUGUUAGCGGGAAGAAGGCGCUUGAGAGCGCUGGGAUUGGAGUCGGGAGCGAGGAGCUUAAAAAGAUUGACAAGGUACGGGCUGGUGUCCUUGUGGGGACAGGCAUGGGUGGACUUACAGUGUUUUCUGAUGGUGUUCAAGCUCUUAUAGAGAAAGGGCAUAGGAAAAUUACUCCAUUUUUUAUUCCUUAUGCCAUUACAAAUAUGGGUUCAGCUUUGCUUGCUAUGGAUGUUGGAUUCAUGGGUGCAAACUAUUCAAUUUCCACUGCUUGUGCUACAUCCAACUAUUGCUUCUAUGCUGCUGCAAACCAUAUUCGUGCAGGCGAGGCUGAUGUAAUGAUUGCUGGUGGAACUGAAGCUGCCAUCAUCCCCAUUGGCGUUGGGGGUUUUGUUGCCUGUAGAGCUUUGUCACAGAGGAAUGAUGAUCCGAAAACUGCGUCAAGGCCAUGGGACAAAGGUCGAGAUGGUUUUGUUAUGGGAGAGGGUGCUGGAGUACUGGUAAUGGAGAGCCUGGAACACGCAAUGAAACGUGAUGCACCGAUUAUUGCUGAAUACUUAGGAGGUGCUGUCAAUUGUGAUGCCUACCACAUGACGGAUCCUAGAGCUGAUGGACUUGGAGUGUCUUCUUGUAUCAAGAGAAGUCUGGAAGACGCAAGAGUUUCACCAGAGGAGGUCAAUUACAUAAAUGCUCAUGCAACUUCCACACUUGCUGGUGACCUGGCUGAGGUGAAUGCUAUAAAGCAAGUUUUCAAGAACCCGAAGGAGAUCAAGAUUAAUGCAACAAAGUCUAUGAUAGGUCACUGCCUUGGUGCUUCUGGAGGUCUCGAAGCUAUUGCAACAGUUAAAGCCAUAACUACUGGAUGGCUGCAUCCAAGUAUAAACCAAUUUAAUCCAGAGCCUUCGGUUGAGUUUGACACAGUAGCAAACAAAAAACAGCAACAUGAAGUGAAUGUUGCCAUUUCUAAUUCUUUCGGCUUUGGUGGACAUAACUCAGUGGUUGUUUUUGCACCUUUUACGCCGUGAUGCAUAUCUUGAUCACUAUUUCUCCAUUUUGAAGCCUUUGAUUUAUUUUUCUGCCAUGUGAGGUUACUUAUCAAGAUUUGCGGGAAAUUGUUUGUGUUCUUUGUGGUUGAGAUCCCAAGCAGGGAUUAUUCUUGUAGGUUGCUUCAAGAUUUGUGUUUAGAAUGUUAGAACAUUUUGUCAAGGCAAAGUUGUCGCAUUCUGUGUUCUUUAAGAUUCUGUCUUAGUUUACUCUUGCCCUCUUGUAUCUCCAGAAACAAACUUGCUUAAUUACUUGUGCAUUUGUUGAAUUUUCUUUUUAGCUUUAGCUUAGUUCUGGGCUGUUUUUAAAGAUUGAUGAUCAUGCUAUUGAUCGCUAUUGGUUUGAUGAA